Messenger RNA from Cannabis sativa, 2029 nucleotides. Its product is annotated as amino acid transporter AVT1E. The coding region runs from base 120 to 1832 and encodes 570 amino acids. The record is from RefSeq and is a predicted model, not a curated record. Lineage: Eukaryota; Viridiplantae; Streptophyta; Magnoliopsida; Rosales; Cannabaceae. The transcript is spliced from 11 exons. Gene Ontology annotation, cellular component: plasma membrane.
AUACUCCAUUACGUGUUUUUCUUCAAGUGAAAGUUGAGCUAUUCAAACACUGAUAUAAUAUAAUAUAUAUAUAUAUCUAUAUUCUUAUACUCGAUCUCAUCCGUUGAAGACAUCACAAUAUGAUGAAGCACAACGAGCUUGAUGAUCUGGCUGCCUCCGGUAAUGAUGAUUAUCAGGUUUCCGAUUAUGAUGAUGAUUAUUAUGAGGGGGACGAGGAGGAGGAGGAGGACGAUAAAGACUAUCAAGAUUUAGAAGCCUAUAAUGACACCAUUGUUUUUUGUGACGAUGAUGAUAUUGAUUACACUGAUAACAAUGUCGUCUCCAUUACGGCCUGGCCUCAAAGCUAUAGGCAGUCAAUGGAUUUUUAUACAAGUGUGAGUCCACCUAUUCCAAUGGGGUUUUUGUGUGGAGUGAGAACAAGCAAAAUGUCACCAAGAUAUGCUGCUAAUCAUCCACAUGAUGAUUUAUUGCUGAAUAAACCUUUACUCCUUGAUUCUACUACUCCAGUUGUUGGUUCAUCAAACCAAAAAAAAGAUUAUCAAGAAGGAAAAGUACAAGAUGGUAGCACCAUUAUUACUCCAACUUCUUCCUACUCAAACUUAAGACAUGUUGCUUCUACGGUCGACUUGCCACCAUCUAAGCAACAAUCUUCAAGCACUGCUCAAGCAUUACUCAAUGGGAUUAAUGUCCUUUGUGGCAUAGGACUGCUUACAACCCCAUAUGCCUUAAGAGAAGGAGGGUGGCUAAGUCUGAUAUUGCUUGUAGGGUUUUCUAUUAUAGCUUGUUAUACUGGCAUAUUACUACAACGUUGCUUGGAGAGCAAUCCUGGUCUCAAAACUUUCCCAGAUAUUGGCCAAGCUGCAUUUGGCCGCGCUGGUCGUCUAGCCAUAGCUAUUGUUUUGUACUUCGAGUUAUAUGGUAGUUGUGUGGAGUUUAUAACCAUGAUCAGUGACAAUAUGACAUCGGUGCUCUCAAACAACAUCUCUAUGAGUUUGGAAGGAAUAUUUGAUCUCAGCUCUCAUCAAAUCUUCGCUAUUUCAGCAACUCUAGUCAUUCUUCCAACUGUUUGGCUUAAAAAUCUUAGUCUGCUCUCAUACUUCUCGAUUGGAGGAGUAGUUUCAUCAAUAUUGGUGGCACUUUGCUUGUUGUGGACUGGUGUGGUGAACAAUGUUGGGUUUCAUGGGCGUGGACCAAUCUUAAAUAUGGCAAGUUUGUCCUCCACAAUUGGCAUAUAUGGUUAUGCUUUCUCUGGCCAUUCGGUUUUUCCAAAUAUCUAUACUUCAAUGAAAAAACCCUCAAGAUUUCCAUUUGUUUUAAUCGGCAGCUUUAUUUUCUGUAGUUUUCUCUAUAUUGGAGUUGCGGUUUGUGCUUUUCUAAUGUUUGGAGACUCAACUCAAUCUCAGUUUACUUUAAACAUGCCCAAACAAUUUGUUGCUUCUAAAAUUGCAAUUUGGACAAUGGUGGUGAAUCCAAUAACCAAGUAUGCUUUGACACUCACACCUGUGACAUUGAGUUUAGAAGAGCUUUUGCCAGAAGCAUUAAGAGAAUACUACAUUGUCUCCAUUUUUAUUAGAACAAUUUUAGUUUUGUCAACUUUGGUUGUAGCCUUGACUGUUCCAUUCUUUGCUAUUGUAAUGCAAUUACUUGGUUCUAUAUGCUCAAUGCUAGUGUCUUUUAUAAUUCCAUGUGCCUGUUAUAUCAGCCUAUUUAGAGGAAAACUAACAAAGUUUCAGAUUGCAGGUUCUGUUUUCAUCAUGAUAGUGGGAAUGAUUUGUUCUUGUCUGGGUACACACUCAGCUAUAACAGGACUCAUUCAACAGCGAGUUACUUAAAAUAAUUCUCGAUGAUUAUAAUGAGCUUGGAUAAAGUGGCUAUAAUAACAAAGAUAUGGAAGCAGUUGAUUGAACUAAGAGCCUUAUUCUAACUAUAAGGUGUAGUACUGUUUUUUUUCUAGUCAUUUUGAUCAUGUAAUAGUUUUAGCAGUACUAUAUAUAUAAUAGUUUGAUCAAAAGUUUUUCAUUAUCUUAAA